GGGAGGCGCGUCAGCCGGGGGAGGCAGGGCCCAGGUACGGCCGUAGCACCCUCCGGAGCCGUGCAGGAGCUCGCUGUUUGGCAGCCCGCUGUCGGGAAGCGGUGCUGGACGCAUGUCGGAACAGCCCGUGCUCGGGCUCGGCCUCCGCGUUACGGCUGUGUCCGUGAAUACCUCGAGUGGAGCUUGGGGAAUGUUCGUAUCUGAACACUGUAGUUUAGAGUUUGAAAGCAGUUAUCUGAGAGGACAAACCGAGGCUUUGUCUAAAGAGACAGACUGGAAGAUACACUUGGUCCAUGACCAUUUUCUGUUUGCUUUGGGUUAUUUCAGGUGUUGCGCACUAGUGCAUCUGGCCUGUUCAUGGAUGUGCAGUCUUGCAUCCGCAGAACAGGCUUGUUUGUCUGUGUAAUUUGGCCGUUAGAUCUCAACUAAAAAAAAAAAGCUGUUAGAGUUUUAGAUUUGUUUUAUAUCCAGACAGGAAAUGGAAGAAUUUGUACUGUAAUCUUUGCUUCACAGGAGAUGACAUUCAGUAAUAGGGCUACCAACACUUCCACUGUGGCAUAGCAGUACCUGGAGAAAACGUUACCUUUCCCUUUGGUGUUACCAGAAUCUGCCCAUAGUUCACCUCAGCGUGUUUUUCCUAAUCCUGGCUUUAUUUAGCCUCCUAGCUGGCUGGUACAUUGUUGCAGGGUAGUCAGGUAAAGCAGGCACGCUGCUCUUCCUUUGAACUGACACAGUGCAAAGGGAAGGUCAGGAGUGACGGUCCUUUCCCUGCAUACUUCAGCAGGAAUUCAUUACUUCUGGCUACCAUUGGGAAGAUAAUCUGUAAUUAUUUCUGUGGAAAACCUUUGACAAGUUUAGCACAUAACAAAGUUACUUUGCAAUAACAUUUUCAGAGAUACUUGAAAGUGCUCAGAUUACUAAUGCUGCAAAUAAAGUUGCUUUUAUUAAGAAGGAGUGAAGUUUGAUUUGUAUUGAGUCCAAAUGCCAUUUAACAACCAGAACAAGCUAGAAUUCCGAGGGAAAAGGAAUGCAAAUUAUUAGCAUCCACUUCCUCUGUGUGAGGUAGUCAGUGUAAAAAGUUUCAGCAAAUUAAUGACAUCAAGUUUAUAUGCAAAUGCUGGAAAUAAGAGGACACGGUUACUUAAACAAUAUAACUACCCUAAUCUUUUUUAUUACUGUCUUCACCCACAUACGACAUUAGAAGUGCUCACAUAGGCUUUAUCCCAAUGUGAAGGCUCCUGUCAUUCAGUUAGAAAAUAAUUGGAACCUAUGACCAAUAUUUUAUUAUGUGUUGAAACCAAGCAGAUAAUAAUUUCUAACUCAGGUUUUACAAAAGGUUGCAAUUUGAUGCAUCUGCCCUACACCUAAGUGGAUUAAGAAGGUUAUAAACAACAGCAUUCAGGAGGGGCAGGACAGUACAUGCGAGAAGUCUUUGGAAAUACGCAAAAUACUCUCUUCAUCUCCUGUCUUGUGUCAGGUGGUGACAUUUCUGGUGGGACCACUGUACUUCUGUUAACCUGAAAUAACCUUCUUGCUUCUCACACUUGAUCUUUAUAGAUCUAGGUGUUUUCACCUUCCUCUAACUUAAGUAAAAAUUGAGUGUUCAGCCCUUCUGGUGGGGGCUUAGAGCUUUGCAGGACCCUGGCUCCUACCACUCAGUGAGGGGGGAAGGCAAUUCCUUGCCACCAGUCCCACCUGCAUGAGGCAGGAUGCAGCGUGACAUUUGUUAAUCCGUAAUACUCUGCCUGAACGUUGCAUAGCAAAAAAUUAAACCCUCUCUGUUGCUGCAAAUAUUUGCUGUUGCAAACUGUUGCCGCACAUGCGACUGGGAGGGUUGCCUGGUUUGCUGCUGAUCUGUAUAGUGGGUGAUAACUUUGGACAACAUCCAAAUCAUACAUUAGUAUUAAUUUAAACCAAUGUAAGUUAAUGCAGAAUAAACAGUAAUCAGCAGCUAACUCAACAACUGUAGUAAGCUGUCCACUCCAGCCAUAGGAUUUUUUGUUCGAAGAUGCCUGAUAGAUGCUUCAUGUUACAUCUUAUUUAAGAGAUAGGGAACAAAAGCAGUGCUGAGUUAUGCUUAUGCUAAGGAAAAAAAAAAAAUACUGGAAAGUUACAGGCUUUAAAGUGCUGGAAAAAUAUGUAAGCAAGGCUCUUUCUUUAGUAGCUGAUUAAUAUUUUUUAUAAGAGAAAAGGAGAGGCUGUCACUGGAAAAGAUGAAAAUUCUGACUACUAAUUCUAGCUUGAAAUAAGCAGAACCAUCUACUCGUAUGGUAUUUUUUAUGAAACUGUAACUAAAGGAUGUUAAUAAGGAUGUUUAUAUAACCUGUACACUGGGUGCAUUCACUUAUUUUUGUUAAUUCAAUGUACUUUGUAUACUCUGCCUCAUUUAUUAUACUCUGUGUUGUAUUUGCUACGACUGCCAGGGGAGGGUUACGAUAAAGUCAGAGGCAAUGAAGAUGGGUGCUCAUCUAACAGGUGCUCCACUCCCUUUGUUCUUUGUAUACACAUAUUCAAAUCACAUAAGGCAGGGGACAGGAUAGGGCCUGUUAACUCAUUGCUGAUUUCCCUAGCAAAUAAACGAGCAGCUGCAGGUCCAACCCCUGGCUUAGCACUGCUGAGAAGGUGGCAUUUGUGUGGGACAGGAUGCUUUCAUGGAGCCCUUUAGCCAAUUUCUUUUGGGACUUACAAUGCAAACUGUAUUUUCUGCUUGUAGGUAUUUGUUCAGCCUUAAAGUUGACAGUUCCAUCUCAUACCGUCCAUGGUAUUGAGGGGCAACCACUCCAUCUUACUGUUGACUACAAUUUCAAUGCUACAGCUUCUGAAAUACAGAUAAUUUGGCUUUUUGAGGGACCCCAAAGUAAUCCAAAAUACUUGCUUGGCUCCGUAAAUCAAACAGUAGUGCCAGACUUGGAAUUCCAGCACAAGUUUACUCUCAUACCACCGAAUGCAUCUUUGAUGAUCCAUCCAUUGCGUAUCACUGAUGAGGGCAAUUAUAUUGUAAAAGUCAAUGUCCGUGGAAAUGGGACAAUAACUGCCAGUCAAAAGAUUCAAGUAGCUGUUGAUGUUCCUGUCACAAAGCCAAUUGUACAUACUGAACCAUCUUCAGGAGUAGUGGAGUAUGUAGGGAAUAUUACCUUAAAAUGUACCAUGGGUAAAGGUACAAGGGUAGUUUACCAGUGGAUGAAAAAUGGGAAGCCUCUCCAUGCUGGCCCUAAUUACACCUUUUCAUCGAACAAUGCUACACUUCUAAUUGUUCCUGUUGUAAAAGAAGACAUUGGGAAUUACAGCUGUCUGGUAUCUAACCCUGUCAGUGCAAUGGAAAGUGAGAUAAUUGCACCCACCAUAUAUUACGGACCUUAUGGACUUAGGGUUAAAUCAGAUAAAGGUCUGAAUAUAGGGGCAGUGUUUACAGUGGACAUGGGAGAAGUUAUACUGUUCGACUGCUCAGCAGAUUCAAACCCACCAAAUACUUACUCAUGGAUUCAAAGGGCUGACAAUACCACUCAUGUCAUCAAAUACGGGCCCCACCUGGAAGUUGUAUCCGAUAAAGUGGCCCAGAAGACAAUAGAUUACAUGUGCCGCGCUUUCAACAAUGUGACUGGAAAACGAGAUGAAACUCAUUUCACAGUUGUUGUUACUUCUGUAGGAUUGGAAAAGCUGGCCCAGAAGGGAAAAUCUCUGUCAUCUCUUGCAGUAAUAACAGGAAUUUCAUUAUUUUUGAUCCUAGCUAUGGCUUUUUUAUUCAUAUGGAAAAGAUACCAGCCACAUAAAGUGAUACAACAGAAGCUGCAGAGAAGGCCAGAGGCUGAUUACAGAAAGGCGCAUACAUUUUCAGGACAUGAAAGUGCUUUGGAUGAUUUUGGAAUAUAUGAAUUUGUGGCUAUUCCUGAUCUUGCCAGUCGUUCUAGGGUUUCAAGUCAAACUGUUCAUGGCUCUGACUUUGUUCCAGGCCAGGAUAUGCUUAGUACAGUUUAUGAAGUUAUUCAGCAUAUUCCAGACCAGCUGCAACAAGACCAUCAACAACGUGUAUGAAGAUACAGGAACAGGAAAUCAAAGCAUCUGAAAAUAUGACUGUGACUUCUUUAUUAUAUAUUGAAAUGAAAUGCCAACAACUCCAAGAAUGGCAAAGGCUUAUGCCAGCUAUUCUUCAAACAGCAGUUUCUCUUCAGACUGAUAAUCCCUUUCCUUUGGGUACUUCAAAUUACCCAUUUUUAACUUUUUCUUUGCUUGUUUCCUGUUAAUGAAUAGUUUAUUGAAAAAUAUGGUGUUUUUCAUUCCUUACAUGUGUUUCCUUUUUGUGAAUACAAAAGAUAAAGAGACAGUUUAAAAAUUGCAGUAUAAAACCUAUUUGGUUCAUUACAAUAAUGGGUGGGAGGCACAGUGAGGAAUCAGGCCCAAGACACUUCCCAUGCUUGUUUUAUUUAAAAAAUGUCAAAAAUCGUGUAUGGGUGUUUUUCACUGGGGUUGAGUUUUACAAGAGAAGGUCUCCAUAGCUGGCAUGAAGGAAUCAUAAUAAAUGCAAUGUAUCAGAUUGCAAAAUACAUUUGGGAUUUUAAAUAGAGUAAUUCUUUUAAUUCAUUUAAUGUAACAUUAUCUUUCAAUUUACAAACAUAGAAACUGAUCUGCCAGGCAGUUACAGUUUUAAAAUGUACACUUGUAUAUUAUUCAAAUAUAGUAUGUUCUCAUUAAAUUGUUUCCUUUGCAUUUGAACUGGUUUUCUAUUUGCC
Pezoporus occidentalis (night parrot) is the source of this 4727-nucleotide messenger RNA. It is a transcript of the gene HEPACAM2, whose product is annotated as HEPACAM family member 2. Gene Ontology annotation, cellular component: Golgi apparatus; spindle; centrosome. The transcript has 10 exons. Bases 2644 to 4032 code for a protein of 462 amino acids. The record is from RefSeq and is a predicted model, not a curated record. Gene Ontology annotation, biological process: centrosome cycle. Lineage: Eukaryota; Metazoa; Chordata; Aves; Psittaciformes; Psittacidae.